AUAGCUCUGCUUUCUGGGACUCUGAAAACUAUCCAGAAGGCGUCUUGCGAUGGGCAAUUGCUGGAAAUAGAUUGUCCAGCGAACACGUCGAUAUCGAUCCAAUUUGCCCAGUAUGGACGUCAUUCCGUGUCCCCUGACACCGGUGGAGGACCGAUUCUUUGUCCACCCGGGAGAGCCUCUAGCACUCCUACACUGUCACCAGACGUCAUGGUCAAAUACAAUGUCACCUGCUUUGCCAGGAAGGCUUUACAGACCGUCGUUGACAAGUGUCAAAAAGAAAAGUCGUGUCAAGUGUACACGACGACGACGUCUUUCGGAGAGGACCCGUGCCCUGACGUGCGCAAGUACCUAGAAGUCGCCUACAAGUGCGGACCCAGUAUUUUCCAGAACAAGGUUCUCUGCAAAGACGAGAGAAUGACCUUGAGUUGCCCCGCAAACUUCCGACUCGUCAUAUAUUCUGCCGAGUUUGGACGGACUAUUGCCGAUUGUCGGGCAAGUUUUGCGACGGAGUCCGUGAUGCAGAAUUGUCACGGCCGAAGAAGGUGUCUCUUGUCUGCGGAUGUUGGCACUUUUGGGUCCCCCUGCAACCCGAAGUCCCACGUUUACCUGAAGGUCAUUUAUACUUGCGUUCCAAGAGAAGUGCUGAAAGAGCCAUUUCAACACCGUCUGGAAGCUGAUGAAGACGGCUACUCAGGCACUGAUGAAACCGGUUUCAAAUCAUCAGUAAUUGAUCCGUCGAAUCAGUCAAACAAAACGGCAGAGACGAGUUACGACGUUGACGAAGUCAAGGGUUCUGUCACCGACUGGAAGGCAACUUCCAAAUCAUCGACAAGCCCAGAAAACGAAGACACUGUUCUUGCUGAUGUCCGACGCGCUUAUUUGUGCGUCAAGGCCAAAUAUUUGCGCUCGUCAAUUAUUUAUUUGCGGGACCCCGGUUAG
This is a messenger RNA of Notodromas monacha, 939 nucleotides long. The record is from the annotation of a GenBank genome assembly. Lineage: Eukaryota; Metazoa; Arthropoda; Ostracoda; Podocopida; Cyprididae.